Medicago truncatula (barrel medic) is the source of this 1317-nucleotide messenger RNA. RefSeq lists its product as uncharacterized. The record is from RefSeq and is a predicted model, not a curated record. NCBI's taxonomy places the organism in Eukaryota, Viridiplantae, Streptophyta, Magnoliopsida, Fabales, Fabaceae. The transcript is spliced from 10 exons. The coding region runs from base 48 to 977 and encodes 309 amino acids.
GUUCUAUAAGAGGACAGUGAAACUGAAUGUAAUUUACAACAACAAAAAUGGCGGCACAGAACGUUUAUCCUUCCUCCUCCACGAGACUUCAGUUUUCCUUUCCUCAUUCAAAACUCAACCAACCACGCUUCUCAUCGUUCUCGCUUCGAAUUCGAAACGCUCGCUUUCAACCCAUUAUCUCUAGCGCUUCCAAUGUUCAACCAAAGAAGCAUACUUCCUCAUCCACCAGAAACAAAAACCCAAACAAUAACAACAACAACGAGAAAAAGAAGAAGAAUAACAACAAGAGUAAUGAUGAAAUUGGUGAUUCCAUUUCCAAUUCUUCUUUGCCUCAAAUUCCUACGUCACUCCCUAAACCACCGGCUGGUUUCGUUGUAGAUGACACUGGCAAGCUUCUUACUUCUUCCAUGGACCGACUUGCCACACUUGUUGAUCCUGCGAACAACCUUCCUUUGGAAUGUGUGAUAAAGAGAGUGUUCACGAGUUCUCGAGGAGAUGAUUGUAUGUUGCUAUGCCCACUUGACAUGCCUCUACAAAUAUUACAGAGCACAGGUGAUGGAUGGUCAGAAGUCAGUUACGAGGAGCUUGAGUCUCUUCUGCCUGCUGCUUCCUUUGCACUUGCCAAAUUACGCAUGCAUCUGAUUUAUAGUGGAUACUGUUUUACCGCUCGUGGUGGUUUUUGUUACUCAGAAGAAGACAUCUUUGACUUUCAUGCAGAUGGUAAAGAUGAUGGCUUGGCAACUGAGGGUGUAGAAAUCACACACUUCAAUCAGGAAGCAGCGCACUACAUGAUAUAUACACCAUCUGAUCCACUGCUUUUUGUUGCUGCAAAGGAUCAGAAUGGAAUGCUACAAAUCGCUGAUGAUGAAUUACUUGAGGAUCCUGCUGUCAUUAGCGCCAUAGAUGAAGAGACUGAAUUUAAUGCCUUGGUGGAGGAAGAAGCCGCACUCCUUGACUCACUGUUGGGUAAAAGAUAAUCAUAUAUACUCAUUGUAGCAGACUGCCCUACUGUUUCCAUUUUAGUUCUUCAUCUGGAUUGCCCCACUUUUGGGUCUGAAUGCAGAGUUUUGUGGGUAGAUCGGCUUCUUUUGUGUACAUGAUCAAUUUUGUAUUUAUGCAGUAUGUAUAUUUUAGUAUGGAUUGAGGACUGGAACAGUUUUAUUAUGGCCCCUUGUUUUAGUGAGAGUUGAAAGAAAAAAACAGUCACAGCCCCUUGUUUUAGGAGUAAGUUUUCACAAUUUUACUGUUAAAUCGAUCGUGUUUAUUGUAUCUUGUUAUUUUAGAAGUUUAAAAUUACUACUCUAUAUUUACCUCAAA